Molecule: messenger RNA, 822 nt
Organism: Macrosiphum euphorbiae (potato aphid)
Lineage: Eukaryota; Metazoa; Arthropoda; Insecta; Hemiptera; Aphididae
Source: the annotation of a GenBank genome assembly
AUGACUAAUGUGAAUUUGAAUAAUUUCAUUAAUGAAACGCAGCAUCAAUUUUUAAACUUAUUAAAUCAAGAAUUGAAAUUUGAUAAAAAGGCCGAUUCGUGGAUGCUUAUGAGUACACCAUGGCCAGUUGUAUCGAUUCUGAUAGCUUAUAUGUUAUUUGUGCUAAAAUUAGGCCCAAAGAUGAUGGAAAACCGGGAACCGUUUAAAAUAAAACGUAUUAUGAUGGUUUAUAACAUUGUACAAACCAUUUAUAACCUAUUCAUUAUAUCAGAGGUAUUUCUUACACCCGGGAUAUACAGAUAUUUAAUGGUCAAUAUAUGUAAUCCAGAUGAAAGUGAAAGUAAUCACCGUAUCAUAAAUUUGUUCUAUGCACAGUCGUGGCAUUAUUUUAUAUCAAAAAUAUUUGAUCUUCUGGAUACUGUAUUCUUUGUGUUAAGGAAAAAACAAUCUCAUGUUUCAUUUUUACACGUUUAUCAUCAUGUAAAUAUGGUCGUCACUACUUGGACCUUUUUGAGAUUUAUUAAAGGUCAACAAGGUGCUCUUGUUGGUAUUCUUAACGCGACGAUACAUUCAAUAAUGUAUAGCUACUAUUUCCUAUCGGCUCUUGGUCCUCAAAUGCAAAAAUAUUUGUGGUGGAAAAAAUACUUGACGCGUUUACAAAUUAUCCAAUUCAUAAUAGGCCUUAUCUAUGGUACAAGCCUUUUUAUUUACGAUUGUAAAUUUCCGAGACUAUUCACCAUUUACAUGAUAUUUGACGUACUUUUAUUUUUGUACUUAUUUUUAAUAUUUUACAAAAGAACGUACAAAGACAAAAAUACCUAA